Spathaspora passalidarum NRRL Y-27907 is the source of this 915-nucleotide messenger RNA. RefSeq names its product Mob2p (gene MOB2). Gene Ontology annotation, molecular function: protein kinase activator activity. The coding region runs from base 1 to 915 and encodes 304 amino acids. Gene Ontology annotation, cellular component: cytoplasm; nucleus. The transcript is spliced from 2 exons. NCBI's taxonomy places the organism in Eukaryota, Fungi, Ascomycota, Pichiomycetes, Serinales, Debaryomycetaceae. The record is from RefSeq and is a predicted model, not a curated record. Gene Ontology annotation, biological process: signal transduction; positive regulation of protein phosphorylation; cell division.
AUGUCGUUUCUUAACACUAUAAGAGGCUUAGGAAGAAGUUCCAAGAAGAACAAGAAGGAUAUAGAACCAAAUGCCGCAUCGUCUUUCUAUGGCCACACAGAGGUUCCUGGCAGCCAUAUUAGACGACAAUCACCUACCAGAGCUAGUUCGCCUUCAAAGCUGGGAAGAUCUAGUAAUACCCUGUCACCAAUCAAAAGAAAUAGACCAUUGCAACCGACGCUUCAAAAACAAUCACAGCAAUCACAAGUACAAUUCCAACAUCUGCUGCCUAAGCGUGCGGCAGCUUCAUUAAAUAAAAGCAAUCAAAAUACCAGCAUACAGCCGACUCAACUUCCACUUUUCUUAUGUGAACCAUAUGUUAAAACUGCCCUUGUCAAGGGGUCGUUCAAGACUAUUGUUCAACUUCCUAAAUAUGUUGAUUAUGGCGAAUGGUUAGCCCUUAAUAUCUUUGAGCUUUUCAAUAACUUAAAUCGAUUCUAUGGUGUUAUUUCUGAUUAUGUAACACCUGAAGCAUUCCCUACUAUGAAUGCAGGUCCAAAUACCAAUUAUUUAUGGGUGGACUCCAACGGCCAAGCAGUUAAUUUGCCCGCAGGUCAAUAUAUUGAAUAUGUUAUUUCUUGGAUUUCAAAUAAAUUGAAUGACCAAUCAAUAUUUCCCACGAAGAAUGGUGGUGCUUUCCCGCCUAAUUUCUUAAAAGAUUGCAAGAAUAUAACUAGACAGAUGUUUAGAAUCUUUGCCCAUAUUUACCAUAAUCAUUUUGAAAAAAUUAUUCAUUUAAGCUUAGAAGCACAUUGGAACUCAUUCUUUGCUCAUUUUGUUUCAUUUGUGAAGGAAUUCAACUUGAUAGACAGAAGUGAGCUCGAACCUUUGUUGCCGUUGAUUGAAAACUUUGAACAACAGGGGAAAAUUAUAUAG